Oxyura jamaicensis (ruddy duck) is the source of this 635-nucleotide messenger RNA. RefSeq names its product prostaglandin E synthase 3 like (gene PTGES3L). NCBI's taxonomy places the organism in Eukaryota, Metazoa, Chordata, Aves, Anseriformes, Anatidae. Gene Ontology annotation, biological process: chaperone-mediated protein complex assembly; protein folding. The transcript has 8 exons. Bases 25 to 468 code for a protein of 147 amino acids. The record is from RefSeq and is a predicted model, not a curated record. Gene Ontology annotation, molecular function: Hsp90 protein binding; protein-folding chaperone binding. Gene Ontology annotation, cellular component: nucleus; cytosol.
CCCGCGGCGGGGCCCGGCUCGGACAUGGCGAGGCAACACGCAAAGACGCUGUGGUACGACCGCCCGCGGUACGUCUUCCUGGAGUUCUGCGUGGAGGACAGCAGAGACGUUAAAGUCGUCAUCGAGGAUCACCGGGUGGUGUUCAGCUGCAAAAAUGCCGAUGGAGUGGAGUUCUACAAUGAGAUCAACCUGUACGGCAGGGUGAACUCCAAGGACUCACAGGACAAGCGCUCUGAUCGCUCCAUCACGUGCUUCAUAAGGAAGUGGAAGGAGAAAGUGGCAUGGCCCCGUAUCACCAAGGAGAACAUCAAGCCAGCUUGGCUCUCCGUGGACUUUGACAACUGGCGAGACUGGGAAGGGGACGAGGAGGUGGAGAGGGCCAUGGUGGAGGAGUACGCUGAGCUCCUGCAGAAGGUCACGGACAAGGGCCCUGCCCCAACCAUGGAUGACCUGGAUGACGACCUCUGAAGCCCAGCUCCUGUGGGCCGCCGCCGCCGCGAGGCUCUCCCGGUGCACCGGCAGCAAACACCGCCGAACCGGGAGGCGGGCAGGACUCGAGAAGGAGCGCGGGAGCUGUGCGGUCUCCCAGCGCCGGUUACCGGUGGAGGCAAUAAACGCCGGUAGCCACCACCCUG